AUUGCUAAAGUUAUUAUUCUUUUUUCUUUUUUUCGUUCGAUGAUUUCUGUGGCUCGAUUUGGUCGCUUGAACCCGAUAUAUAUAGCUGUGCCUAUAUUUUUCUUUGAUAUUUCUUGCAUGGAACAUGCUUCAUAAAGUCAAAAGGGGGUUUCACAGUAACUAUAUGAUUUUGUGCUCAAAAAACAGCAAUUGGGUUCCUCAUUAAGCUGUCUUUUAUGAGUCGAGAGGAACUAUAAGAGCAACAAGCAGAGGUUUCAAGAAUGGCAAAUUACUAUGACAUCGAUGAUAUUAUUACUCAGGAAGAGUUUGUCUCAGUCAUAUUCCAGAAGGCAGCAGGUGGAGUGGGAAUUGAUCCCAGUUCUGAAACUGACUCUGUUGAAGUGGGAUCAAAGGUAGAGCUACCUUUCUGGCUUGCUCAUGAAUUACAACUGAGACAAGCUGUAUCAAUGAAUGUCCCCGCUUGUUUCAAUCAAAAGACAAGGCUGGAAAUCCAGGCUGAUUCUGCAUGUGUGGAUCUGAGAUCUCGAAGUCCAUACUUCUAUGAAUUUGGAUGCAAGAUAGCACCACUGGUUGCUGAUAGAACCAUUGGACCUUUGCUCUUAUCUGCAUUUAAGAGCAGGUACAAGGAAGUCCUCACCAAGGCACACACUGCAGCAUACCCAGCGGCUUCCAAACACUUGACAAUUUUGACAAAAGAAGAAACCCAUUUGUAUGAGGCAGCUCAAUCCUCAAUGGCAGCCUUUAAGAAGUGGCGGAUGGGUGGCCCCAGAUUUCAGAGAGCUUCCAUUCUAGGAAGGAAGAGAAAAUCAAAUGAGUAGUCGCUAAACUUUAUGAUUAAUCUCCAUCACAAUGUAGGGCCUUGUCUGUAAGUGUACGAGAUUGGUGCAUAAAAGUAAUGCCCCCUGUCUAUGAAGUUUUGUAUUGAGUAUUAAUUAUGAAAACAGUCAAAUUCAGUGUAUCAAUGCUUUAUUAAUUAACCAAAGAGCCUAAAGAAGUAUUCACACACCA
Messenger RNA from Corylus avellana, 1008 nucleotides. Its product is annotated as DNA replication complex GINS protein PSF3. The record is from RefSeq and is a predicted model, not a curated record. Gene Ontology annotation, cellular component: GINS complex. Gene Ontology annotation, biological process: mitotic DNA replication initiation. NCBI's taxonomy places the organism in Eukaryota, Viridiplantae, Streptophyta, Magnoliopsida, Fagales, Betulaceae.